UCUGACAGAAGUGACAUUUGAGCAGAUUGCACAACACAAUGCAACUAAAAUAAACAACUGACGAAACGUAAACACCGAUCUUUUAAUUGAAAUCAGCUUCGAAAGCUAAUUCUGUUUCGAAUAUAUUCUCAUCAAAUUCUGGUACUAGCUUUUGAUCUAACAUCACAGGGACAAAGAAGGUUGGUGAACGGGACGGUGAUUUUAAUUUUAUUUUUUGCUUACAAUGACUGGUGUGGAACCCUUCUUGGAAUAUCAUUUUCACACAUUUUUCGAUGUUAAUGAUUCCGAACAAGUUUCUUAUGCAAUCAAACUGAGAAAUGAAAUCAUUGCAAACUGUGUGUCAAAACGAAUCAUUGCCAUUCCACUGCACUACCACUAUGAUCCUGAAAACCCCGUUCAGGAACACAACAGUGACACCGCUGGACUGAAUAUGCAACCUGUCGGACCACAUCCAAUGGGGUCGUUCGAAACCUGGGUGCCUGUCGAGUAUUUCGCCAAAUUGUACGAAUGGUUUCUGCAGAAACGUGGCCGAUUAACCAUAUUUGUUCAUCCAUUGACAAGGCAUGAAUUGGCCGAUCAUACGGAAAGAAUUGUUUUCAUGGGAAAGCCGUUCCCUUUACGUACUGAUGUAUUGAGAGAAGAGAUUCCCAACUUUGAAUCGCAAUAUAAAUAUCUCAAUUUGGGCUACGCAAAACCAAAGAAUGAAGAGAAAUAAAACGAUUGAAAAGAA
Molecule: messenger RNA, 730 nt
Organism: Bradysia coprophila
Lineage: Eukaryota; Metazoa; Arthropoda; Insecta; Diptera; Sciaridae
Source: RefSeq, a predicted model, not a curated record